Rosa chinensis is the source of this 10528-nucleotide messenger RNA. RefSeq names its product pentatricopeptide repeat-containing protein At1g08070, chloroplastic. Bases 256 to 1764 code for a protein of 502 amino acids. The transcript is spliced from 6 exons. Gene Ontology annotation, cellular component: intracellular membrane-bounded organelle. Gene Ontology annotation, biological process: RNA modification. The record is from RefSeq and is a predicted model, not a curated record. Gene Ontology annotation, molecular function: protein binding; RNA binding. Lineage: Eukaryota; Viridiplantae; Streptophyta; Magnoliopsida; Rosales; Rosaceae.
CUCGUGGAAGUACUGCUGGUAGUGGCACAGAACCUGUUCGAUCAAAUUCCUCUGACGGUCGUCGUCGUCGUCUUUGACUGAAGCAGAGCAGGAGUUGGUCGAGCAAGUCUUGCUCUCGGAUUGGGUGAGACAUUUUGGAGUUUUUUUUGAACUAUCGAUCUGAAUGCCCACGGGAAGAAGAUUGAAGUUUGCAAAAGCAGGGUAAAGAGUCAUUGCCAGUAAAGAAGUCAUUAUCUCCAGCCUAACCCACAUACAAUGAGACAACUAAACCAAAUCCAUGCGCUGCUGGUCAAAAAUCCAAAACCCCAAGUUUUAAACCCCUGGCUGGGAUAUCUGACAAACUCUUCAGCACCACAAAAUGCCCUUUUUCUAUAUAACCAAAUGCUCCACCACCCAACUUCCCAUAACCACUACACAUUUACUUAUGCUCUAAAGGCAUGCUGCUUGCUCCAUUCACCCCAUAAAGGCCAAGAAAUCCAAGCCCACGUCACAAAAUCCGGUCACAUAUCUGAUACCUUCAUCCAAAACUCUUUGCUCCACUUUUAUGUAAUCCAAUCUGACAUUGUUUCUGCUACCCGCGUUUUUGAUUCAAUACCCGUACCGGAUGUUGUUUCCUGGACUUCGAUGAUUUCGGGUCUUUCCAAGUGUGGGUUUGUGGAGGAAGCCAUUGUCAAGUUUAUGUCCAUGGACGUGAAGCCCAAUUCCACUACUCUUGUGACUGUUUUGUCUUCUUGUUCUACUUUAAGAGCUUUGAAAUUUGGUAAAGCUGUUCAUGGCCAUUGUUUGAGGAACUUUCGGGAAAGAAAUUUGAUUUUGGACAAUGCGGUGUUGGAUUUCUAUCUGAGAUGUGGAUCUUUGGCGAGUGCACGAUACCUGUUUGUCAAUAUGCCCAAGAGAGAUGUGGUUUCUUGGACUAUCAUGGUGGGUGGUUAUGCACAAAGAGGUUUUUGUGAAGAGGCGGUGAAACUUUUCCAACAACUGCUGCAGGGUGGAGAAGCUGAGCCUAAUGAGGCUACCAUUGUCAAUGUAUUGUCAGCAUGUUCUUCGAUUUGUGCAUUAAGUUCAGGCCAGCAGGUGCAUUCCUAUAUCAGUACUCGACGAGAUCUCACGGCGAAUGGCAAUGUGGGGAAUGCCUUGGUCAACAUGUAUGUGAAGUGUGGAAACUUGGGAAUGGCUAUCUCAGUUUUUCAGUCCCUGGAGCACAAAGAUAUCAUUUCAUGGAGUACCAUAAUAUGCGGCAUGGCCAUGAAUGGCCAUGGCAUACACUUGUUGCAGCUCUUUUCCAGUAUGCUAGUCAAUGGGGUGUCUCCUGAUGGUGUAACCUUCCUCGGGUUGUUAUCAGCAUGCAGUCAUGCUGGCCUGGUAAAUCAAGGGUUGAUGUUCUUCAAUGCUAUGAAGAAAGUCUACCGGAUUGUCCCUGAAACACAGCAUUAUGCGUGUCUGGUCGAUAUGUAUGGUCGAGCUGGGCUAUUAGAGGAAGCAGAGGCUUUUAUUAAAGAAAUGCCAACAGAAGCUGAUGGUCCUGUUUGGGGAGCGCUGCUUAAUGCUUGUAAAAUUUAUGGGAACGAGGAGAUGGUGGAGAGGAUCAGAGAAGGCCUCCGCAAUAGUGCAGGAGUGAGCACCGGAACUUAUGCUUUGUUAUCAAAUGCUUAUGCUAAACAUGAUAGGUGGGAUGAUUCUAAUAAGGUUCGUGAUGAAAUGAGAGAGAUGGGGUUGAAGGCACCACCAGGUCGUAGUUGGAUUGAAAUUGGUCCGUCCAUCUAACCUAUACACACGUGAUCCCAAAUUCCCAAUACAUGGUCAUCAUAUCGUCAUUUUGUCAAACCAGACCCCAUGAUGGGUUUUUUUAGAAAUUUGAGCCAUGGGACCCUGUGAAUUUGGUAAUAUCAACAGUUGAACCGAAGUUUGAGAUGUACAAAAUCAAUCAUCCGGAAAAUGAGAACCGAGAAGAAGUUGAAGCUGCAGAGGAACAUCAAGGAGAAGGAUAGAUCAGCCAAUGAGAUGGCCCACGUGAGCUCGGGGUCAAGGGGAAGUAGUAAAUGUAGAAAUUUGCUGAAUAGAUCAAGAGAAUCAAGUACAAGCUUGAAAAGGCCAGAUGUAAGGAGGCUUUGCUGAUUGAAAGACUCCUGUCAUUAAACCAAACAAUAGGCAAAGAUAGUUGGAGAUGAACUCCUUGAUGGAGUUAGGGGAGGUCAGAGAAUUAUUGCCUACCUGGUUUGGAGGUGGGAGGAAACAAGGUUUAAGAUCAGGUGCUAGACGAAUAUCAGAAAAUAUUUAGUGAUUCUUGGAGGACUACACAAGAGGAGUGCAUAAAACCAUUGCCCUUAUUUAAAUGAGGCUGUAAAGAAAUUCCAGAUGUGUCUGUAAAUCUGUUUUCUUUAUCAUCAUGUCGUAGCUGGGAUCAUCAGAGGACAGAUGGUUACUUUUGGUCUUGGAUGAUUUCUUUGGUUGGAUCAUGGUUUGGUUGGCUGGACUGAAACUUCAGUAAUAAAUACUUUACAACAUCCUUUUCUGAGGCGUAGAUCGAGUUAGGUGUGGUUUUUGUGUUCCAUAGACCGCAAUGUCUCUCAAAACUCAUCUCUUUCUCAACAGUGUCUCUCAUGAAAAAUUCCCAACAAUUCUUGCGACAUGUAAAUGCUACUGUCCAUGAGUGCUGCAGCAAUGGCUCUGGCUAGACUACCUCCCACAUAAGUUGGCUGGAUUUUCUAAGCCUUCUGCUGGUCAGGUUCUCUGGAAUGGGCACGAGAUGGCAGAUUUAUGACUUUUUCACCACAGAAGUUCACGGUUCUGGACAGUGUUGAGUGCUCUGAUCUUCUUGAAGGAAAGCUAGGAAAUUCUUCACCUGCUUCACAGCUGAUGGGGAUGAGGAGAAUGGCGAAGGAGAAAGCAAGAAUGAUGAAUGCUGUCAAUGGGGCAGUGUCGAAGAGCUUGCAGCAGCUCACGAGGUUGCUAGUAAUCGACAUGCCUAUUUGAUUGCUUGAUGAGCCUUCUGUUGCAUUGAACAAUGAUGGUGUGAAGCUAAUUCAUCGACUACAUUAUUACAGAGCAUGGAAGGAAAGGCGGUACUCUCAUUUUGGUUGCUUGAUCAGCCCUCUGCAGUAUACCAAAACCAAUUGUGUUCCCUAGUUUGUCGAUGUCCAUUUCCUUUCUUGUGACACAUUUUCCAUCUUUGCAAGUGGAAAAAAAAAAAAAAAAAGAUGGCUAAAAUUGACCAAAAUACCCCUUCCGAGCAGUAUAAAAUAGCUCCCGGGACGCAAGUAGGGUUUUACACUCAUUAGUUUAAGAAUGAGGCUUUGCUCUCAGAGAGAGGCCGAAGGAAGCCCUCUCUGAAUGUCUGUGGAGCCGGUGAUUUCAACCAAGUCUUACAGACUCUCUCUCUCUCUCUCUCUCUCUCUCUCUCUCUCUCUCUCUGUGCACUGCGCACCGUAUCUGGAUCUUCUUUGCUUUCUGUUUCUUUCAUUAUCUUUCUUCUUCUUCUUCUUCUUCCUCAAAAAACCGAAUGCCAAGAGGCGGUGAUGAUUUUUAUUCAGUUUCUCUAAACCAGAUGGCGGGAAUGGCGAACCGGUCUACUUGGCGGGGCGACCCGGUUGCCCCUGUUGGUGAAAAUGACUUUUGUGUCCUUUAACCCACAGGCGGCGCCCGGUGGUCGCAGCCAUGGGAGGCCCGCGUUUGUCUUUCGCUUUUGUCUGACAGAAGGCGAAUCUGAGCCUCGCCCACUUUCUGUUUCUCCAUUUUAUCUAGUUAUGCGGUAACAUAAUUAAUUUUUUACCCGAAUUGUUUUACACGUUCAAAACCCAAUUGGUAAAGUUAAGGAAUUGGUAAGACCCAAAUUUCGUAAAGUUGAGGGAUUUUAGCAUUUGCAGCUGGGUUCUUGAAAACCCAGUUGUUGAAAUGUCACUUGGAAUUUUGGUUAAAGCAAACAAUGCAAUGACAUGAGACUAUAUGAAGCUAGAUUUUUUUUACUUCUAAACACAGUAGGAACUUGGAUUAUAAAUCAUAUCGAAUCUUAAGCAGUUGGAAUCAUUGAAACCAAUUAGAAUUGAUUUGUUGGUAUUACAGACUAAUAACCGAAGAGUUCUCAUUUCUCAAUACCAUGUGACCAAAAGAAGCUUGCUGUACUAUCUGAUUAUCGUUUUGUUUUUUUCAGGCUCACUUGAGUCCCUUCCUUGUAAGAGAAAAUAUGAAUGAUAGGUUUGGAGAACAAGUCAUUGGGACAGAGAAUUAUUGUAGAGUUGACACAAAUUGAGUUGUUGGGAGCUAAGCUUUAUAAAGGGUCUGUGUCAUCUCGUGGAGAAGUUGCAGUUAAUAGGUUUGAGAGGGCUCUCAAUUGGAUUACAAAAUCAAUCCUUUUUUAACUGGGUUUGGAACAACUGUAGUUGUUUGCAAAACAAAAUCUAGUUCAACAUCCUUGAAGGUGCUGAGGGGGGAUGAGCUCAUGCCAUAUGGUAGCCUCAACAUGCAUCCUGCUUGACAGAAGCUUCAACUCGAUUGUUGUCCUAUCCUGGAAGCAAAGGUUGUGUCUGCCUUUGCAUAUUUUCAUGAAGACUGGGUGGAAGACACGAGAUGUCAAAGCUUGCAACAUAAUGAUUGAUGCAGAUUUUAGUGGCAAACUUGGGGAUUGUGGUCUCACAGAAGUAUAUGAGCAUAAUAUUAUGACAAGAGCAGCUACCAAUACCAGCCAGAACGAUGGAGUAUCUUGCCCCUGAAUACACUUACUGAGGAUUGGGGUGGUGAUGUUAGAGGUGUCAAUGGUUUAUAUCCACUGGACGAUGAUGGAACAGUGGUUGUUGAUUUGUGCUUGGGGCUGUUUGAAAUGGGGAAACUGAUUGAAGCUGCUGAUUCAAGACUCAUUGGUAAGUUUGACAAAGGUAGAGAAGCUGAUGAGUGGGCUUGGUUCAUUGCUUAUGUGCACCGAAACCAUGUGGAGAGGUCAACAGUUAAGGAUGCCGUUAGGUUCCUAGAAGGCUAAGUGCCACUUCCUGCAUUGCGUGAAAGAAUUUCAUGAUGAUUCUGAAGAAACCCCAAAUUUCUUUGGUAUUAGGCCCAGCCUUGAACUUAAUGAUGUAUCAUAUAUGACUCCCAAGAGACAAUCAAAGUUGAUAUCUAUCUCUGCAGCCAAAGCCAAUUAGUGGAUGAUUCUUUUCCACCAUGGUCUCAAAAUUUCUCAUCGACUUUCAGUCAAAGAGCACUCCUUCUGGUAUUCUGUCUCAGCUUGCACAGCUCCUUCACCUUCAUAGUCAUGCAGCCUCAUGCCAGGGUUUGGGGUUGACAUUUGGUAACUCCGUAUGGGAAAUCUUUUUGGAUUUAAGCUUAAUCUAUAUGCUUAACCUUUAAUAUCUCUCUAAUUUUAUCUCUACUUUUUCAUGGCUGACUUGAUUUUCAGAAAAUGAAGGCACCGUUUAUUUUCUUGUUUCUUUUCUCCUGUUGUUUCUAACACUCUCCUAUAAGCCUAACUAAUGAGUAACAGAACCAGAUAACCAUCUUUUGAGUUAUGAACUUAUGAUCACAUUCAUUUCUUUCCUUUGUGUCUAUUUCCUUUUUCUUUUUCUUUUUUCUCUUUGUUUUCUUUUACUUUCUAAUAUACGCAUCCUCAUAUGCCAAAACCUUUGCAUUUGUACAAUAGAAUAUUAGAUCUUUCUUCAUUUACAUGAGUUGAUCUUGGUUAUGAAAGUUAUUCUUUUUCCUUAUUUUUCUUGUCCUUUGGUGAUACAGAAAUUUUAAGAGAUUCAGUUUUUUAUUUUUAUUUUUUAUGAUGAUAAAAAUAUUCUAACUUUUGACACUGGUUUACAUUCCUUUCAGCUACCGCAACGGGAAACCUCAAAUGAUUGUGCCUGUUUUUUCUCCAACUUUUUAAGCGGUUUACUUUAUUUUCAGUUCUUCCAUAAACUCAUUGACUGUAUUAUUGUCCCCUUUACAUCCUAGAAAUUUGUUUCAAAGAAAAUCUGAAAUAUAUAUCUAAUAACCUAACUGAUACAAGCUUUAGCCUCUGUUGUGCAACUCUUACUGUCCAUCAAGUAUAGAGGGUAAUGCUUGUAAACUCCUGCUCAAUGCAUUUGAAUGAAAAAGCAGUCAUUCUUAAUUCAUCCUCUUUUAUAAGUUUUUAUUGCAAUUUACUUGUAGAUGAGUGUUAAAAGUUUCAAACACCAAGAAAUUCAAUGGGGAAGCAUAAAAGCUUAAGUCAUUGGAUGAAAAUCUGAUUGUUAAAGGGGCAAAGGAUUAGAAAAUCGAGUAAAGUAUAUCAUUCAGAGUACUUGUUGGUAAAGCCUACUGUAGGAUAUGUUUUCGAAUGAAGGUCUUGGCACCAAUUGUGUUAAUGUUUUCUGCACACAUACAUGUACUGCCUUCAUUUCUACUGUACCUUGGUUUUUCUGCUUCUAUGCGAACAUGGAUAUAAUAUUUGAGAAUUUUCUUUUCCUAAACAUAAAGGUUUUUCAACUUUGAUGCCUUAUAAUAAAAUAGACAGAUUGCAGGCUAAGUUCAAUGCAUCAGCUACACUGAGAUUUAAAAGAAACAGAGUUGUUGGGGAAGGGACAGCAGUUAAGAUUUAUCAAGGGUCUCUGUCAUCUGUUGGAGAAGUCACUGUUAAAAGGUUUGAGACCUAAUGGGAUUGAUUGUUUGCAUAACCGUUUUACUAGUGGGCAUUGAGUUUGCAAUGGUGGGUUGUAUGCGACACAGGAAUCUGGUUCAGCUUCAGGGAUGGUGCUGUGAGUAGAAUGAGUUAGUCUUUUGUGUGAGUUCAUGUUAUGCCCCAUGGAAGCCUCAACAAAGUCGUUGACAGAAGCGUCAACUUGGCAAAUAAUUGAGAGAUGUUGAGUCUUGGUAAAGUUGUUCAUGACCAUUGUUUAAAGAAACUUUCAUGAAAGUAAUUUGAUUUUGGACAAUGCUAUUUUGGAUUUCUAUCUGAGAUGUGGAUCUUUGGCAAGUGCAAACCUGUUUGUCAAAAUGCCCAAGAGAGAUGUGGUUUCUUGGACUGACAACCAAAGAGUUCUCAAUACCAAGAGAGAUGUCAGUUGGAAUCAUCAAAAUCAAUUAGAAUUGAUUUGUUGGUAUUAAAGACUAAUAACCGAAGAGUUCUCAAUACCAUGUGAACAAAAGAAGCUUGCUGUACUAUUUAAUUAUCGUUUUGGUUUUUCAGGCUCACUUGAGUCCCUUCCUUGUAGAGGAGAAAAUAUGAAUGAUAGGUUUGGAGAAAAACAGUCUGGGACAAAAGAGAGUUGUUGUAGAGUUGACAGAAAUUGGGUUGUUGGGAGCUAAGCUUUAUAAAGGAUCUGUGUCAUCGGGUGGAGAAGUUGCAGUUAAUAGGUUUGAGAGGGCUCUCUAUUGGAUUGACUGAUUUUGUAAUCCUUUUAUAACUGAGUUUGGAACAACUGUAGGUUGUUUGCAACACAGAAUCUUGUUCAACAUCCUUGAUGGUGCUAGGGGGUAUGAGCUCAUGCCAUAUGGUAGCCUCAAUAUGCAUCAUGCUCGACAGAAGCUUCAACUCGAUUGUUGUCCUAUCCUGGAAGCAAAUAUCUCUAUUGGAGUUGUGUCCACCUUUGCAUAUUUUCAUUUAGACUGGGAGGAAGAUUCAAGAUGUCAAAACUUGCAACAUAAUGCUUGAUGCAGAUUUUAGUGGCAAACUUGGGGAUUUUGGUCUCACAGAAGAAUAUGAGCAUAAUAUUAUGACAAGAGCAGCUACCAAUACCAGCCGGAACGAUGGAAUAUCUUGGCCCUGAAUACAAUUGCUGAGGAUUGGGGUGUGAUGUUAGAGGGGUCAACUGGAGGAUGAUGGAACAGUGGUUGAUUUGUGUCUGGGGCUGUUUGAAAUGGGGAAACUGAUUGAAGCUGCUGAUUCAAGACUCAUUGGUAAGUUUGACAAAGGCAGAGUUGGAAAGGAAGCUGAUGACUGCACUUGGUUCAUUGCUUAUGUGCACCGAAACCAUGUGGAGUGGUCAACAGUUAAGGAUGCCGUUAGGAUCCCAGAAGGCUAAGUGCCAUUUCCUGCAUUGCCAGGGUUUUGGCUUGAGCCACUAGGAUUGAAAACAAUUGGCAACUCCCUAUGGAAAAUCUUUUUAGAUUUAAGCUUAAUCUAUAUGCUUAACCUUUCAGAUCUCUGUAAUUUUAUCUCUCUAAUUUUUCACGGCUGACUUGAUUUUCUGAAAAUGAAGGCACAGUUUAUUUUCUUGUUUCGUUCUCCUGUUGUUUCUAACACUCUCCUAUAAGCCUAACUAAUGAGUAACAGAACCACAUAAGCAUCUUUUGAGUUAUGAACUUAUGAUCACAUUCGUUUCUUUCCUUUGUGUCUAUUUCCUUUUUUUCUUUUUUCUUUUACUUUCUAAUAUAUGAAUCCUCAUAUGCCUUUGCAUCUGUACAAUAGAAUAUUAGAUCUUUCUUCAUUUACAUGAGUUAAUCAUGGUUUCAUAAGUAACUCUUUUUCCUUAUUUUUCUUGUCCUUUGGUGAUACAGAAAUAUCAAGAGAUUCAGUUUUUUAUUUUUAUUUUUGUGAUGAUAAAAAUGUUCUAACUUUUGACACUGGUUUACCCUUUCAACAGGAAACCUCAAAUGAUUGUGCCUUUUUUUUUUCUCCAAAUUCGUAAGCGCUUUACUUUUUUUUCAGUUCUUGCCUAAACUCAUUGAUUGUUUUAUUGUCCCCUUUACUUCCUAGAAAUCUGUUGAGUCAAACUCCAGACAGGGAAUUUUUGGUGAGUCCGCAUUAAUUGGUGAGUCAAACUCCUCAACGGAAUUUUUCGACACCAACAAGGAGGCAAAAGUUCUGCUCGCUAAAGAGGCUUAUGAGAGGCAAGUUGCUGAAUUAAAUGCCCUGAAAGAGUCGACAGGGAAAAAGGAAUUUGUUGAUGCACUCUUCUCAUGUGACAAUAGGUACAGGAGAUACAGUAGGAAGGAAAUAGAGAUAGCAACAAACUUCUUCUCAGAGACUAAUGUGAUUGGUGAAGGAGGAUAUGGGAAAGUUUACAAGUGCAGUCUUGAUCAAACCCCGGUAGCUGUCAAGGUUCUUCGACCUGAUGCAGUUGAGAAGAAAGAGGAGUUUCUGAAAGAGGUUGAAAUUCUUAGUCAGCUACCAAUGCUUGGUGGUUCAAGUGGUAAGGAGCUUGUUCCCCUUAAGCAAGGUCUCGAGUUCGAGCCUUGUGAAUGGAGCAGCCAAUAUUGGGAGUGCUUCCCCCCUAAAUGGGGUCCGACCCGGCUCGAGAGGAAUUAGUCCUUACCUACGGGUGGAGGAUACCUUGGUUUAACCAAGAAAUUCUUAGUCAGCUACAUCAUCCUAACAUAGUUUUGCUUCUUGGAGCCUGUCCAGAGAUCGGUUGCCUGGUCUAUGAAUACCUGGAAAAUGGGAACUUGGAAGAUUAUACUCCCACCGCCAGAAUGGAAAACCAUCUCCCCCUUGGACUGUUAGGUUCAGGAUAAUUUUUGAAAUAGCGUGUGGGCUUGCAUUCUUACACAACUCAAAGACAGACCCUAUUGUGCAUCGAGAUCUAAAACCAGGUAAUGUCUUACUGGACAGAAACUACUAGAGCAAAAUUGGGGACGUUGGGCUGGCUAAACUCAUUACAGACAUCGUGCCUGACAACAUAACGGAGUACAGAGAAUCAAUUAUUGCUGGUGCACUCUUUUACAUGGAUCCAGAGUAUCAGAGAACUGACCCAAUUAGACCCAAAUCGGAUUUAUACGCAUUUGGGGUCAUUAUCCUCCAACUAUUGACAGCACGGCAUCCAAAUAGGCUUUAUAUACAUUGUGGAAAAUGCAAUUGCAAAUGGUUCUUUUGCCGACUUUUUAGAUGAGUCAGUCAAAAGACUCGUUGAUAUUGCAGAUCCUAGUUCUAAGAUUGAGAGAAACCAUAUUGAUGCACCAAGCCACUACCAUUGUCCAAUACUUCAGGUAAAGUAUUGCGAGUAGUAAAACAAAAAUACUGAAGGAUUCUAGAUUUUAGUUCUCUUUGAAUUUUAGCGUGCAUAUCAUUUCUUGCUUUUCUUGAUGCAUGUUGUGGUUAAUGCGGGAAAUCAUGGACGACCCACACAUUUCUGCCGAUGGCUUUACUUAUGAGUACAGAGCAAUCAAAGCAUGGCUUGACAAACACAACGUAUCCCCAGUGACAAGGCUAAGACUUCAGCAUUCAGAGUUAACUCCUAACCAUACAUUGCGUUCAGCCAUACAAGAAUGGGGUCACGCGUGACAUACUCUACUGCCUUGGUGGAUAGACGAGUUGAUAAUGCAGCAAUGUAUAAUGCCUAUUCAAGAAUUGUGACUUUACCAUGUAUGCACUAUAUUCCGAUCAUCAUUCUCAACUGACCGUCUGGGAAGUCUAUGAGCCCCCAUUGGUGCACAUUAUCUACUCGCUAGUAUAGCUGAGUACAUCAUUAGCCUAUAUUAUAGUCGUCAUUCAAAUGCUUAAUUAUCUGUACAAAUUCUAUAAUCUCUAUCAUUGCCUAAACAUAAUGGAACCCCUGAAGGCAUUAUCAAUAUCACAAUGUAACACUACGGGUGCUGCAACAUGUCAACCAUCAGAACUGUGCAAAUUCCAGAGCAUUUUCAU